UGUAAAAAAAAAAAAAAAAAUGAAAAAAAAAAUUAAUAAAAGCACACAAAAAAAUAAAAACAAAAACUUCCGGCAUGGCUCCGGUAAGGAAUUGAAAAAGCCGCACAAUAAGAAUGCAGCUGCUGUUAAACAAUCCAACAGACAGAAUUUUGAUUUGAAAAUCAAUUUGAAAGAAAACGAAGUCGGCAUAACAGAAUAUGUAAGCCCGGGCGAAGGUUUCCAGGGUAUUCUUAAAUCUAGAUAUUCGGACUUUCAUGUAAAUGAAAUCGAUUUAAAUGGCCAGGUACUACAGUUGAAUGACUCGACGGUGCCGCAGCAAAAAAAACAUGAUGAAUUGAAUCCGGAAGAUUUGGAUGCUGCACGAUCAAGGGUGAAAGAUGUUAUUACGGAUGAAAUAUGGGUUAAAAUUAAGCAUUUAUUUGAAAAGUCUUCGACAGGUGGUAAAGAUGGCGAUUGCGAAAUCUUUAUUGAUGCUACCGACUUUAAUAAAGAUACACGCACCGAUGUUCACCAAAUUAUUAAAAAAUUGUAUGGAUCUAAAUUAAUAAGCACGACAGUCGCUGGAGAGCGAGAGGGAAGAGACCCAUCAAAGAAAUUCAUAAAAAUUGCGGAAUCUAAAAGUGGUGGAGGUAAGGGCAAUGAGCCACAUUACACGGAAAUAAGUAUGUCUUCAAAUUUCAUUAAAGAACGUAACAAUUGGUCUUUCCCUGGUGAUUAUGUUCACUUUUUGGUGUACAAAGAGAAUAUGGAUACUAGCGAGGUAGCUACCGGCCUGGCAAAUCGUUUGAAUUUAAAACCGUCACAAGUUAAUUAUUCCGGCACUAAAGAUAAACGAGCUAAGACUACGCAAAAGUUUUGUAUUAAAAAACGUUCUCCUAAGCAAAUUUUGGGAUCUGUCAGACAUAUGCCUGGUGUUAGAGUCGGCAACUUUGAAUUUAGUAAGCAAGUUUUAAAGUUGGGCGAUUUAAAGGGCAAUCGGUUUCGUAUAGCUUUAAGGCAUUUAAAAGGCGAACCCGCAAUGAUUGAAAAUGCCCUGAAGAAUAUUAAAGACAAAGGGUUUAUUAACUAUUUCGGCUUGCAGCGUUUCGGUAAUUGCGCAUCUGUACCUACAUUUGAAGUCGGCGUGGCUUUAUUGAAAUCUGAUUAUAAACUGGCUUGUGAGUUGAUUUUAAAGCCGAGAGAGAACGAUUUGCCUUUUCUAAAAUCGAUACGGGAAACCUGGUGGAAAAAUCGUGAUUCAAAAGCCGCUUCCUCGAUGUUUCGCAAUGAUAAACUUAUAGAAAAAAAGCUAUUGGAUGGUUUAGCACAAUAUGGUGAAAAUGAUUACUCGUCAGCUCUAAGGAAGUUACCACGAAAUAUGUUACUUCUGUAUCCACACGCUUUUCAAAGUUUGGUAUUCAACACCAUGGCCUCUAGGCGCAUCAGGGAAUUUGGCCUACAGUUGAUAAUUGGCGAUUUGGUCUAUCGUAAUAAGGAUGAGCCUAACAUCGACUUAGACGAUCUUCAUCUAGAAGAAUUGGAAGAAGAUGAUAAUUCUGUUGAAGAACUGAAAUCUUCCGCGCCAGUGGAAGAAAAAGAAUCCGUGUUUAAACGUAAAGUGAAGCCUCUAACCGAAAGUGAUAUACAAAGUGAAAAUUAUACAAUUUACGAUGUUGUUUUGCCUUUGCCCGGAUACGAUGUCACUUAUCCCGAUAAUAUUGUCAAUUCAUGGUACGAGGAAUUUUUAGAAAAGUACGGACUUAGUUCACAAAGCUUAAAACAUAAUGUUAAAACGUAUUCUAUGCCUGGGGCUUAUCGCAAAUUGCUUCUAAAGCCAGCGGAUAUGUCAUGGGAAUUUCGUCGUUAUUCAACGCCUCAAGAGACAUUGAUCGCUUCUGAUUGGGAAAUUUUAAUGGAUAGAGAACAAGCAAAGAAAAUAAAUACUACAGAGACAAAUAAUGCUGAGCACAGUGCUCUAUUACUAGACUUUUGUUUACCUUCUUCGGCCUAUGCGACAAUGAUGCUAAGAGAGUUAAUGAAAUGUGAUACAUCUGCAUCUGGUCAAACGAUUUUAGAAGAAACGGCUUUAAAAAAGGCAUUUGAUAAGGACGCGAAAGAGUUGAAGAAAAGGAAAACCGAGGAUAUUACCGAAGCGACUGAUGCAAGUCAAAUAAAGCAAGCGAAAGUUGAAAACGAUGCGAAAGACGAUGAAGUUUCAGAGCUUGUUAACGAAGCACAAGUCACUAAUAAGAUAUAGCCAUUAUGCGUAAUGAGAAAAACCAUCAAAUAUUUUUUUAUCGAAUAAAACUGAGACGUCCAAGAAAUCAAUGUAAAAAUAUAGUCAGUUCAGUAUAUACACAUGUUCACUUAUUAUUAAACUUUUAUUUCUCAAUAGGCCAAACAGAUAGAGAAAACGAAUGCAUAAAAUGUUUGUUUAGUCAAAAAUGAGAUACACUUGAACAAAUAUUGUAUCUGCCUCAGCCUAAUAUUAAUAUGAGCUAUCUUGUUCUAGCUAGCACUCGAUAUAUGUCGUAUAUAAUCUGUCUAUUUUACAACAAAAUUGAUCUCCUGAACGCAAGCUGCAAGCUUGUACAAUUGCGAUCUUAAAGUAAGGACGAAAGACACUCCAAUUAAUUUAUAUCAAUUUAUGAUGCUAAAGUAUAUAUACAUGGGUUCUAUAUAUCUAUAGGCGUUAUAACCAUCUGGCAAAUUUACUUAUACACGCUUUUGUGGUGGGUAUAGGAAGUAAGUAUUUUAAUAUAAGUUAAUAUACUCUGUAAGCAGUGAAUAAGAUAACAUUGCAAGAGAAACACAGAGAAAACUAAUAGAAAACGUUCUGUUGCAAGAGCGCAAACAUAGAAUUUGUAAAGCAAAUUGAGAGAGUAUAUAAACAUAGUUAAUAGAGGGAGAGAAAAUCUCGAAAUUGUUGUUAUUCUUGUAUUAAAACAACAAACCCAAAGGAGCGAGACAAUUCUAACUCUCAAACAUUUUCACAUAAACUAUCGAACUAAACACUACAACGAAAACAUAACAGACAGAAUAUUCCCCACAAAAAAAAAGAAAAAAAAAAAGAAAGAUUAAUCAUAAAUAUAUUUUGUUAAAGGUGUAGAAAGAGAAAUUGCAGUGAUACUUAAAAUUCAAAGGUAAUAGCUUAGUAUAAUCAAAA
Molecule: messenger RNA, 3145 nt
Organism: Glossina fuscipes
Lineage: Eukaryota; Metazoa; Arthropoda; Insecta; Diptera; Glossinidae
Gene: Pus7
Product: pseudouridylate synthase 7 homolog
Exons: 6
Coding region: 20-2236 (738 amino acids)
Biological process (GO): pseudouridine synthesis
Cellular component (GO): nucleus
Molecular function (GO): RNA binding; pseudouridine synthase activity
Source: RefSeq, a predicted model, not a curated record